Molecule: messenger RNA, 1185 nt
Organism: Microcebus murinus (gray mouse lemur)
Lineage: Eukaryota; Metazoa; Chordata; Mammalia; Primates; Cheirogaleidae
Source: RefSeq, a predicted model, not a curated record
GGCAUCCCGUCCACCACCUCUCUCCUGACCUAUGCUACAAAAGAUCUUCCGGGGGCUGCACCUGCCUGCUGUCGCCUGAGACGGAUUUGAACAAUCUUAUCUUGGCUUUGGACCUUAGAAGAGAAUCACUGAGUGAGUAAGCAGGCAUUUUGGACAACUGACUGGUUGAGCCCAUCCCUGUUAGAAAAAUGUCUCAGAGCAACCGGGAGCUGGUGGUUGACUUUCUCUCCUACAAGCUUUUCCAGAAAGGAUACAGCUUGAAUCAGUUUAGCGAUGUGGAAGAGAACAAGACUGAGGCCCCAGAAGGGACUGAGUCGGAGAUGGAGACCCCCAGGGCCAUUAAUGGCAACCCAUCCUUGCACCUGGAGGACAGCCCUGCGGCGAAUGGAGCCACUGGCCACAGCAGCAGUUUGGAUGCCCGGGAGGAGGUCCCCAUGGCAGCAGUGAAGCAUGCACUGAGGGAGACGGGUGAGGAGUUUGAACUGCGGUACCGGCGGACAUUCAGUGACCUGACAUCCCAGCUCCAGAUCACCCCAGAGACAGCAUAUGAGAGCUUUGAACAGGUAGUGGACGCACUCUUCCGGGAUGGGGUAAACUGGGGUCGCAUUGUGGCCUUUUUCUCCUUCGGCGGGGCCCUGUGCGUGGAAAGCAUAGACAAGGAAAUGCAAGUGUUGGUGAGCCGGAUCAUAACUUGGAUGGUCACUUAUCUGAAUGACCACCUAGAGCCUUGGAUCCAGGAGAACGGCGGCUGGGACACUUUUGUGGAACUCUACGGGAACAAUGCAGCAGCCAAGAGCCGGAAAGGCCAGGAACGCUUCUACCGCUGGUUCCUGAUGGGUAUGACUGUAGCUGGUGUGGUUCUGCUGGGCUUGCUCUUCAAUAGGAAAUGACCAGACACUGACCAUCCACUCACCCUCCCAUCCCUUGCCCUGCCCCCACCACAUCACUCCGUCCAGCCGCACUGCCACCAGGAGAACUACUACAUGCAGCCCUGCCCGCCCACCCACCCAUCACUGGCUUGGGCCUACACCUGGUCCCCUGCAACUAGUUUUCUAGAAUUUACCACGCUUCGGUGAGAGCCACCUUCCCCCCCAAACACACACACAUCUCAGUUCUCUCAGCCUUGAAAUCCACAAAGUCCCCAAAAUCUGCCCCAUGGAGGCUGGUAGAUACUGGAGGGCUUGU